This is a messenger RNA of Gadus morhua (Atlantic cod), 3346 nucleotides long. It is a transcript of the gene prss35, whose product is annotated as serine protease 35. Gene Ontology annotation, molecular function: serine-type endopeptidase activity. The transcript has 2 exons. Lineage: Eukaryota; Metazoa; Chordata; Actinopteri; Gadiformes; Gadidae. Gene Ontology annotation, biological process: proteolysis. Bases 249 to 1538 code for a protein of 429 amino acids. The record is from RefSeq and is a predicted model, not a curated record.
UUCCUCAGCAUCAAGUGCAGCCCAGGCGGACCGUCCUGGCUGCGACUUCUCCCAGCCUCUUUUCAACGCACUGAGGAGAAGGGCAGCAUCAGCACCGCACCGAGCACAGGACGUCUGGGAUGCAGUACUACUUUGUUUUACUUUCUUGAAAACGAACUGAAAUAUUUUUGUUUUGAAGACAAACAAUAGAGAGCGGAUUUUGGCGUAUCCGUCAACCGGAUGCAAGCAGAGCCAGGCCCACCUUAACAAUGGGCCUCGUAACGCGGUCCCUCCUGGUCCCGUUGGCAGUGCUGGCUGUGGUGGUGGCAGCCUCGCUGACAGAACAAGCCCCAGCAGAAGACGAGUACACCUGGCCACAGUGGGAGCUUCCCCUGGUGAGGACCAGGCGCACGGUGCCCCUCAGCAGCCCCAGCUUCUCCGCCCGCCCCCAGGCGGAGCUGAGCGCCACCUGCGGGAUCGAGUGCCAGCGGCGCCUCCCCGAGCCCUCGCUGCUGGACCUGGAGCAGUUCCUCUCCUACGAGACGGUGUACGAGAACGGCACGCGCACCCUGACCUCCGUCAGCGUGCAGGGCCUCGACGCCCCCGCCCGGAACUCCUCCUCCCGACCCGCCUCCUCGGCCAAGUCCCGCCGCAAGCGCGAGGUGUACGGCAUGGACACCCGCUUCACCAUCGCCGACAAGCUGUACUCCACCAAGUACCCCUUCUCCACCACCGUCAAGAUCUCCACCGGCUGCUCGGGGGUCCUGCUGUCGCCCAAGCACGUGCUGACGGCGGCCCACUGCAUCCAUGACGGGCGGGACUACCUCAGUGGGGCGCAGAAGCUCAGGGUGGGCAUCCUGAAGGAGAAGUCCAGGAGAGGGAAGGGAGGAAAGGGAAAAGGAGGACGAGGAGGGAAGGGCAAGAGGAGGAAGGAGGAGGAGGGCAAAGACGAGGAGCAGCCCGAGGAGAACCAAGAGAAGGGGAAGAAGGGAAAGGGGAAGGGGAGGAAGAGCCGCAGUCGCCGCAGCGCCGACAAGGCGGACAAGCCCUCGUUCAAGUGGACCCGGGUCAAGCAGACCCAGGUCCCCAAGGGCUGGUUCAAAGGAGGCACGUCCGAGGGGGUUACGGCAGACUACGACUACGCGGUCCUGGAGCUGAAGAAGGCCCAGAAGGUGAAGCACAUGGAUCUGGGCGUGGUGCCCUCGGUGAAGAAGCUACCGGCCAGCAGGAUCCACUUCUCAGGCUUCGACGACGAUCGGCCCGGCAACCUGGUGUACCGGUUCUGCUCAGUGUCGGAGGAGUCCAAGGACCUGCUGUACCAGUACUGCGACGCCGAGGCGGGCUCCAGCGGCUCCGGGGUCUACGUCCGCCUCAAGGAGCCCGGCAAGAAGAGGUGGAAGAGGAAGAUCAUCGGGGUGUUCACGGGCCACCGUUGGGUGGACGCCAACGGGAACGGGCAGCAGCAGGACUUCAACGUGGCCGUGAGGAUUACACCGCUCAAGUAUGCCCAGAUCUGCUAUUGGGUGCACGGGGACUCCAGCCAGUGCCGGGCCGCCUAAGGACACACACAUUGCCCAGAUACACAUGUACACACACACAUUUACAAACACUCUUACACACACAUACAUACAGACACACAAACACACACAAACACACACACACACACACACACACACACACACACACACACACACACACACACACACACACACACACACACACUCAAAAGCAAACACAGACACAUAUUCAGCAGGAAACACACAUGCAAACAAACAAACACAAGCGUACAAAUACGUAUACAGAGACAAACACAAACACAAACAAACACGCCUCAAAAACCAUUCACCAGACAUCUCACUACGAUCGGAGCACUCAUAAAGAAAGCAGUGCUAGGUCACUUUACUGUCAAUCUAAACUCCCUCAGCUGAAAAGGGGACUUGUCACACUAAUUGACGGUAUCAAUAUCAAUAUGUCACAGAAACCUGUAUGCGUGUAGCACAUGCAAGCAGACAACCCACGGCAUCUACAGACCGACAUUCAGAAAAACAAAGAGUCCCAAAUACGAACACAUAUGCGCUUACAUUCACACAUGCAUCCCUUCACAGACACAAAGCCGCAAAGACUCCAUGUUGACAAUACCAGGAACUUGCAAACUCAACGGGUGCUAAGGCUUAGCAGCUCUUCUAAUUUAUUUAAACAAACAAAAAACAAAAAAUAUCAUUAUUAUGUAUUUACAGAUAAAUUAGGUGCCUUUUUUAAAAAAUGUAUAUAUUUAAAUGUUAUAAAUUGCUCUAUAUUGGCAAAUCCUCACAUAACAGCAAUGUUUCCAAUAAAAGUUUUACUAUUCUGCAUUUUUUUGGUGGGGAGCAUAAUUCAUACAAAGCAAAUGCAUCGGCCUUAACACAAGACAACACAACAAGACCCAGGAAAAAAUAUUUUUUCUUAUGAAUUUACUAUAUUAAAAUAUUGAAAAGAGGAACGUUUUUAUGAUGAUUUUUUAUACUCGAAGUCCAGUGUUUUCUGUAUAUCUAGCUUUAAGCAUAUUUUUCUCUUCUUUGUUUGUUUUAUCCGUUUUUGUUUGUCAACCACCUUUGAAACCAUCAUUUAUAUUUCUUUCUAAAUAAUUAAGUAAAUAUUCCCAGACUGGUUAUGGUAUGAAACUCAUCACUUAGUCUCUGCUCCUCCAAAGAGGUGAACUGCGGAUUCAUUGUUGUUUCAGUGGUGCUUAUCAAGAUAAAUGGUGCUAAUGUUUAGUUUAUUUGUUUAUUAAGUGUUUUGGGGGAGAGUGUACUUGAGUAGACUCGUCAGAUAAUAUUUUCAUUUUGGCUCCCUCAUGUGGAGGUUUGUCACACAGCACUGUAAAACUCAAUUUUCACAUCAACUUUUUAGAUUGCCGCAUUAGGUAUAUAGUUAAACUAAAUCCUAUCGUCAAAUUUUAAAAAAAAUUCCAGUGUGUGUUGAAUUUCAACUCCUGUAUUGUAUAGGCUUAAGAUAUUGUUGAAUGAAGUUCCAUAAUUCAUUUUGAAUUCCUAACAGUGUUGAUGCAGAGUGAAACAGACCAACCAUUAAACCAAGAUUACAAUAUAGCGUGUUACUUUGUGUGUUCAUGAACACCUUCUUGCCUAACGUCAAAGUUCUAUAUUUAUUCAUGGAAAUUCGGUAUAUUAUGAAAUUCUAUGUUUUGUUGACAUUCUAUGCACAAAGGAUUGCAGGACAAUGCAGCCUUUUAUCUAUGAACAAGAUGGCGACUUUUAGCAUCUCUUUGAACUCCUGUCUCCCUCUUUCAUCUCCUCUUCUCGUCUCAAAUUAAUAUUUUCUAUUCUCAUUUCAAAUAAAUUGCAAAGCAUUGCUCAGCAAAUUAAAUAUA